GGAAGUUUCAUAGACCAUUUUUCGUCAGAAGUUUUCUCCUUGUCUUAAAGUUUCACAUCACACCACAAAAACAUCCUCAUUCAUAUUCUGCAUUCUCAAACUCUUCUCAUCUUAUUUCUCUCAAUUCUCAUGGCCAUGCAAUUACCUUUCUAUUCCUCUUCAUUUUCCUAUGCAUUCAGUUACGAUGUGUUCCUCAUUUGUAAGGGCACCGACACUCGGUACGGUUUCACCGGCAAUCUCUUGAAGGCUCUUAUUGACAAGGGAAUUCGUACCUUCCAUGAUGACGAUGACAGUGAUCUUCAAAGAAGAGACAAAGUCACACCAAUCAUUAUUGAAGAAUCCAGGAUUUUGAUUCCCAUAUUUUCUGCCAACUAUGCAUCUUCUUCAUCUUGUUUGGACACACUUGUCCACAUCAUUCACUGCUACAAAACCAAGGGUUGCCUCGUUUUGCCUGUUUUCUUUGGUGUGGAACCUACUGAUGUGCGACAUCAUACAGGUAGGUAUGGUAAAGCAUUGGCUGAGCAUGAAAAUAGGUUUCAAAAUGAUACGAAAAACAUGGAGAGGUUGCAGCAAUGGAAAGUGGCUCUGAGUCUGGCUGCUAACUUGCCCAGCUACCAUGAUGAUAGUCAUGGAUAUGAAUACGAGCUUAUUGGAAAGAUAGUCAAAUACAUCUCCAACAAGAUCAGUCGACAGUCCUUACAUGUUGCCACUUACCCUGUUGGAUUGCAGUCUCGAGUACAACAAGUGAAAUCGCUUCUUGAUGAGGGACCUGAUGAUGGGGUCCAUAUGGUUGGAAUUUAUGGGAUUGGAGGCUCAGGUAAAUCAACACUUGCAAGAGCAAUCUAUAAUUUUGUUGCUGAUCAAUUUGAAGGUUUAUGUUUUCUUGAACAAGUCAGAGAGAAUUCAGCUUCAAAUAGCUUGAAACGUUUCCAGGAGAUGCUCCUUUCAAAGACACUUCAACUGAAAAUUAAGUUAGCAGAUGUCAGUGAGGGAAUCUCAAUCAUAAAGGAAAGGUUGUGUAGAAAGAAGAUUCUUUUGAUUCUCGAUGACGUUGACAAUAUGAAGCAACUGAAUGCUUUGGCUGGAGGAGUUGAUUGGUUCGGUCCUGGAAGCCGAGUCAUCAUCACCACCCGAGAUAAACACUUACUAGCCUGUCAUGAGAUAGAAAAAACAUAUGCAGUAAAAGGGUUGAAUGUGACAGAAGCUCUUGAAUUGUUGAGGUGGAUGGCUUUUAAAAAUGACAAAGUUCCUUCAAGUUAUGAAAAGAUUUUGAAUCGUGUAGUUGCUUAUGCUUCUGGCCUUCCGGUAGUUAUAGAAAUAGUGGGUUCUAACUUGUUUGGAAAGAACAUAGAAGAAUGCAAGAAUACAUUAGAUUGGUAUGAAAAGAUUCCCAAUAAAGAGAUCCAAAGAAUACUUAAAGUGAGCUAUGAUUCUUUGGAGGAAGAGGAGCAAAGUGUCUUUCUAGACAUUGCUUGUUGCUUCAAAGGUUGUAAAUGGGAAAAGGUCAAAGAAAUACUUCAUGCUCAUUAUGGUCAUUGCAUAAAUCAUCAUGUUGAAGUGCUAGUUGAAAAAUGUCUCAUUGACCAUUUUGAAUACGAUAGUCAUGUGUCAUUACAUAACUUGAUAGAGAACAUGGGUAAAGAACUCGUCCGACUAGAAUCACCUUUUGAGCCUGGAAAAAGAAGCAGGUUAUGGUUUGAAAAGGAUAUAUUUGAAGUUCUAGAAGAAAACACUGGAACCAGUAAAAUUGAAAUGAUAUAUAUGAAUUUGCACUCUAUGGAAUCCGUAAUAGACAAGAAUGGAAAGGCCUUCAAGAAGAUGACACACCUCAAAACGUUUAUUACUGAAAAUGGCUAUCAUAUUCAAAGUCUCAAGUAUCUUCCAAGAAGUUUGAGGGUAAUGAAAGGAUGUAUUCUGAGGUCUCCAUCAUCUAGUAGUUUGAAUAAGAAGCUUGAGAAUAUGAAAGUGUUGAUAUUCGACAAUUGUCAAGAUUUAAUCUAUACACCCGAUGUCUCAUGGCUUCCAAAUUUAGAAAAGUUCUCGUUUGCAAGAUGUCAUAAUUUAGUUACAAUUCACAAUUCACUUAGAUACCUAAAUAGAUUAGAAAUCUUAAAUGCAGAGGGUUGCGAGAAGCUCGAGAGUUUUCCACCCUUACAGUCUCCCUCUCUUCAGAAUUUGGAACUCUCUAAUUGUAAGAGUCUCAAGAGUUUUCCAGAAUUAUUAUGCAAGAUGACAAAUAUAAAAUCUAUCUUGUUGAAGGAAACUUCCAUAGGAGAAUUUCCAUUUUCCUUUCAAAAUCUUAGUGAACUUCGUCACUUAACAAUAUCAGGUGACAAUUUAAAAAUUAACCUUCUUAGGAUCCUUAGAUUGGAUGAAUGCAAGUGUUUUGAGGAAGAUCGAGGGAUUCCAUCGAAUCUAGAAAAGUUUUCUGGAUUUCAAUGCAAAUCAAGGCACAGAAGCAAGGGACACACCAUUUCUUUCUGGUUUCGUAAAAAGAUCCCUUUUAGAACAAUUAUUAUUAUUCUUCUUUGUUUGUCAAUGGCUAUAAAUAUACUCUUUUUGACAAAGCACUUUGUAGUGUGGGAAACUUGUGCCUAAACUCAAGGAAGCACUUCUACUAUUAUUCAUCAAAUGUAAAAAUGGGAAUCAUGUACAAGGAGAAAAACAACAUGGAGGAGAAUGCCAUAUUCACCAAUUCUUAUGGAAAGAUAAAAUUAGAUGAAUGUCGCAAUGCUUUGCAAUCACAAUUCGACGCUUUAGUGUCAGGCAUGCCAAACUUCGUGCUUACUGAAACAAAAGAAAAGGAACACCGUUGAUAGAUAGAUUCCAUGGUCAAGGCGACCUGCAGAAAUAAGAAUCCACAGCUAUCAACUUGAAUAUUUGCAUGGCCAUUACAUAAGGAUGCUUCAGAGGGUGUAUGAAGACCGUUAUGAAAAAAAUUAGCUGACUAUCUCAAUGCAUCAUUAUCAGAAAAGAAAAGGAAACAAAACAAAUUUUCAAUCCUUAUGGAUUUUCAGAGAAAGAUGUGGGUGCAACAAAAGGAAUUGAUGAAAGAAGAGAAUACAAAGAUGUUGGGUACAUUCCUUGGUCUAGGUUCAUCAUAAAGUUAACCGCUUUGUUGUUAUUCUCUCAAUCUCAACAUUCCUUGAUUAAUGUUUGUUCACUCUAAAAUAUUGCUUCAACUUACUGUGGAGGAUGCUUUGUAGCACAUACACUUCUCACGAAGACGUGUACAUGUCCGACACAUGUCUUGGAAAGUUGAAUCCAGAGCUAUCAGAGGCAUCUGAAACAAUCAGGUCUGAUGAAUGUUUCGGAUCGGGGUCGGGAAUCCAUCUCUCAGGGCCUCCACCUAUAUCCCUUCAGUCCAGAACUUUUAAAAGCUGUGGUGGAAGUUGGACAUAUCCACAAAAACAUCUAAUAAAUUGCACCACAUCCAAUAAAUUGCGGCGGAUCCUCUGUGAAUGUUGUUACAAGAAACCAUCUGUAGUCAUCUGGCUAUUUGCAUUGUCAUGCGACAUGUCUAGAGAUUGCUCGCAGCAUAGAAUCCGUUGGUUUUGAGAAUUUCAAUCUUAGUACACAAACUUGAAUCCGUAUAGAAAGAUUAAAGCAGAUGAAGAUCAGAACUCAGAAGUUUUUUGAGACAGAACUUGAGUAGCAGAAACAACACUGUAUGGCUCUUGUAAUUAAUAAGGUAUUCUUGUGUAAAAGCAGUUUUCUGCCAAAUCAUUUUUCUGCAACAGAACUUGUGUCGCAGCAACAACAAAUGUAUGUAUGAUUCUGACAGAUGGUUCAUCUCAAAUCUCUAUUCAAUGAUGUGAACUAACAUUUCUUAAAUAAAAGUGUUUGAUUUUUAAUUA
Molecule: messenger RNA, 3857 nt
Organism: Medicago truncatula (barrel medic)
Lineage: Eukaryota; Viridiplantae; Streptophyta; Magnoliopsida; Fabales; Fabaceae
Product: TMV resistance protein N
Exons: 8
Coding region: 130-2598 (822 amino acids)
Biological process (GO): defense response; signal transduction
Molecular function (GO): ATP hydrolysis activity; ADP binding
Source: RefSeq, a predicted model, not a curated record